AUGGGUUUAAAUAGUACGCAACGUGGACUUCCAGGUGAGACAGGCGAUCUCGGAGUAAAAGGAGUAAUCGGUCAAGAAGGAGAUAUUGGCAGCAUGGGGCCAAAAGGCCAACCAUCACCACCAGGUACUCCUGGCCGGCCAGGCCAGAAAGGUGAACCUGGCAUUCAAGGACCAAGUCGAUCUUUUGCUGAUGCUGGAUUCCUCUUAACGGUCCAUAGUCAAACUGAUCAAAUACCUGAUUGUCCUGGCAAUCGAACUCGAUUAUGGAUAGGAUAUAGUUUUCUAAGUAUGACGGGUAAAAGCAAACACAGUGGACAAGAUUUAAGUUCAGCUGGUUCUUGUUUAAGAGCAUUUUCAACGGAUCCUUUCGCUUACUGUAAUGGUAACAACCUCUGCCAUCGAGGUGGCAAUAGCAUGGUUACCUAUUGGUUAUCAACAUCGCUCACUCCAGCUAUGAUGACUCUGACUGGUCUUAACAUUCGACCUUAUAUCAGCAGAUGCACUGUUUGUGAAGCUGAAGCAAAUUCUAUUGCACUCCAUAGCCAGUCUCAAACUCCACCUUCCUGCCCAAGUGGCUAUGAAUUGUUGUGGCAGGGCUACAGCUACUGGAUGCAUACCGGUCAAGGAAAAUCUGUAGCAGGCCAAGACCUCUCUUCUCCUGGUUCUUGCUUAAGACGGUUCCAGUCAAUGCCGUUUAUUGAGUGUGAUGGUCCUUCUGGUAGCUGUUUCUUUUACAGCAAUUCUAAGAGCUUUUGGGUUACAGCAGUCAAUGUUACCGAUCAAUUUGAGCCGCCGACUGCUACUGUACUCAAUUUUAACGAUAACCCUCAAUCUUAUAUCAGUAGAUGCAGUGUUUGUUUAAGGAAAUUUACGACCUAG
Molecule: messenger RNA, 879 nt
Organism: Trichoplax adhaerens
Lineage: Eukaryota; Metazoa; Placozoa; Uniplacotomia; Trichoplacea; Trichoplacidae
Exons: 4
Coding region: 1-879 (292 amino acids)
Cellular component (GO): collagen trimer
Molecular function (GO): extracellular matrix structural constituent
Source: RefSeq, a predicted model, not a curated record